ACCCAUAUAUUAAUAGAAUAUUGGAAGCUGAAAAAUUUAAUGAAGGUGAAGUAUGUGAUUAUUACGCAUUCGUGCCAAAAGGAUAUUAUGCAGAAAAUGAACCAUUAGGUUUCUUUGAAUCAAUCGAAGAAAAGAUUGUUGAUAUUUACAAAAGAGAGUUAGCUUUAAAGGCUGGAUUAAAGCAUGAAACAAUAGAAAUUAUAAGAGAAGAUCGAAUUGGAGCUGUUAUAGAAAAGGGAUAUAACGAAAUUAUUGAUCAGAUAGAAGAUGAAGCAUUGCAAGAAUCAGGAUGGUCUUUUGUUCGAUCAGAAAAAGUAUAUCUUGAAAUAAGCGCUUUUAGGCCAUUGCGAGAUAGUAGUUAUCUACCUUUACCAGAAGCUUUAGAUAAACCUCAACUAGGAUUAAUUAAUCUGCAAAAUAGGGACGAUAAUGAGUCAAAUUAUAAAGGCAUAAAAUUUCCAGCAACAUUACACGAUAUAGAUAAAUUCGAGGAAAUUAACCCUAACUAUGCUAUUAAUAUAUUUAGGCCAGUUUAUAAAGAAGCUUUCGGAAAAAUAAUAGUAGAUAUAGACCCAUUACAUAUUUCAGAACGAAAUUACCAAGUCGACAAUAUGAUAGAUUUAUUAUAUUUAACAGAAGGUGAAGAGAAUUUAAAUGACCAAAAAAACAAAAAUGAUAUACCAGAAGGACUUAAAACACAUUAUGUCCUUAUAACAGAUUUUACACGAUUGAUGCGUAAAUGGAAUAAUCAUCAUGGAAAGAAAUACUUUUGUCGAAAAUGCUUGUGUUUCCCAUAUAGUCAAUUAGAUUUAUUAGAAAAGCAUAUUCUUACAUGUCCAGGUCCAAGUAAAGCACCUCAACGAUUAAUUCUUCCGGAAGAAGGUAAAAAUUAUGUAAAACCAAAUUAUAUCAAAAAUAUGAUGAUGAAGCCUUAUAUAUUCGAAGCAGAUUUAGAAGGUGAAGAGAUCGAAGUGGAGAAAAAAGACAAUGAAGGAAAUACUAUAAAAGUAGCAGAGCAAAUAGCAGUUUCAUAUGGAUAUACGAUACAUUGUUCAGAUGGAACAACACAAAAACCACUAAUUAAUCGUGAAUCAGAAAACGUAAUAAAGGACUUAAUGUAUAAUCUUCAAGAAGAUCUAGAUAUUAUUUUAGAUAAGCUCUGUGAUCCAGUUCCAUGUGAAAAAAUGACUCCUGAAUUAUGGCGAAAAUAUCAAAGGGCAAAUAAGUGUUGGAACUGUGAAGGUAAAUUACAUGUAGCUAAAUAUAAUAAAAUUCGUGUAUUCGAACCUGAAACUAAAAAAUAUUUAGGUGCUUCGCAUAGGAAAUGUCACGGAAAAAAACCAAUGAUUCAAGCUAAAGUUACGGAUGAAAAAAUAGUACCUAUAGCAAAUAAUUCUGAGCAAUAUAUUACCUUUUCAGUUGGUCAGCUUCAAUUUAUUGAUAGUGUAAAAUUUUCGUUACCUAGUUUAGCUAAGAUGGCAGAAAACUUACGUGAUGAAAAGAAGGGUCAAACUAAAACACCAGAACAACUUGCCAAAUGCUUUCCUAUUAUGUCAAAAUUCAUCUCACCUCAUUUGCUAUCUCUAUUAACACACAAAGAAAUAUUCCCAUACCAAUGGUUAAAUAGCAAAAAGAAAUUUAAUGAGACUAAACUUCCGUCACGUAUAGAUUUUAACAGUGACUUAGAUGGAUAUAAUUAUUGCGACCACAAUUGCAGAAUCGUAAAAUGUGAACAUGGAAAAAAGAUAGGUAAAUGCGAACAUAAAUGUCAGAAAUGUAAGCAUAAAAAAGAACCAGCGACUUCCCCAUUAGUGCAGAAAAUUUUAUCAUUAAAAGAAAAAUCAAAUCGAGGAUGUUGUUUAGAGGUUAAGUUAUCGAUUCCAAAAGAAUUACACCCCAAAUUUCGAGAUUAUCCAAUGUGUCCAGAACGAAAGAAUGUACCAUAUGAUUGGUAUAGUUCAAAGCAAAAAGAAUGGGCGGGUGAAGAACGGAGAUUACGUAGACUAAUUUCAGAUCCAGCAUUUGUCAGUCGGAAAAUUUUCUAUGAAGCAAAUUUAGUGGCAGUGCAUCGAAGACAGACUAAUAUAAAGUUAAAUAAACCUGAAUAUGUAGGAGCAUGUAUUCUCGAUCUUUCUAAAUAUUAUAUGUAUGAUUUCUGGUACGGAUAUCUCAAACCGAAAUAUGGAGAUCGAGUGAGACUUUUAUACACCGAUACAGAUUCUUUAAUCAUAGAAAUUGAAACUGAAAAUAUUUAUCAAGACAUGAUUGAUGAUUGCGAUUUAUUUGAUUUUAGUGACUAUCCAGAAGACCAUUGGCUAGUAAAGAAUCUUCCAGAAGAUCAGUGGAUAAUUAAUGAAGAAGGUAAGCGUGUUUUAAAAAAUACUAAGGUUAUAGGUAAGUGGAAAGAUGAAAAUGCAGGCAUUAGAGUUACUGGUUAUGCUGGAGUUAGAGCGAAAUGUUACAGUGUUAUUACAGAAAAUCCACAAAAAAAUAUGAUAAAAGCAAAGGGUCUUAAAAAAUCUCUUAUCAAGAAAGAGCUUACCCAUAAAAUAUUCGAGGACUGUGUUUUAGAGGGGAAAGAAGAUGUACCUAGAACCGCACAAUUCCUCCGAAGUUAUAGACAUCGAAUGUAUAGAAUAAAGCAAACAAAGAGAAGUGUUAACCCACUAGAUACAAAAUUAUGGAUAUCUCAAGAUGGAGAAAACGAUCCAUAUAUAUUUGGUGAUUGUGAAAUUCCGGAAGAAUAA
This is a messenger RNA of Dentiscutata erythropus, 2747 nucleotides long. Lineage: Eukaryota; Fungi; Glomeromycota; Glomeromycetes; Diversisporales; Gigasporaceae. The record is from the annotation of a GenBank genome assembly.